AGGAGGGGCUGCUUCCCCGAGCCGGUGGGGGGCCCGCCGCCGGUGCUGCCGCUUGGCGGGCCUGGUGGCCGGGGGCAGGGACAAGGCUGGGGCCGGCCCGGGCUGGUUUCGCUUGUCUGUAUGGCCUCGCUCAUUGCCGGGACUUGGACCACGGGGACCUUCUUCAGCAUCGCGGGGCGUCGCUGUAAACGGAGGCGGAAGAAGCGCUCUGAGAGGAAAGACAGAAACCAUCUCCGCCGGUCAAGAAGCCCUCAGAAGUCCCUUGCCAUGGACACAGAAGAUGAAGAGAACACGAGUUCGAGCAGCACAGAUGUUAAGGAAAGCUGCGGUCUGGACAGCGUGCCCCCCAAGGAUGGCAGCACGCCCGGGCCCGGCGAGGGCGCCCCGCUCUCCAACGGGGGCAGCGGUGGCGCCAGCCGGAAGCGGCCCCUGGAGGAGGGCAGCAACGGCCACGCCAAGUUCCGCCUGAAGAAGAGGAGGCGGCCCCCGGGGCCCGCGCUGCCGAAGAACGCCCUGAUGCAGCUGAAUGAGAUCAAGCCCGGCCUGCAGUACGCGCUGCUCUCGCAGACGGGCCCCGUGCACGCGCCCUUGUUCGUCAUGUCCGUGGAAGUGAACGGGCAGGUGUUCGAGGGCUCCGGCCCCACCAAGAAGAAGGCCAAACUGCACGCCGCUGAGAAGGCCCUGCGGUCUUUCGUGCAGUUCCCCAACGCCUCCGAGGCGCACCUGGCCAUGGGGAGGACCCUGUCCACCAACACGGACUUCACGUCCGACCAGGCCGACUUCCCCGACACGCUCUUCAACGGCUUCGAGACCCCCGACCGGUCGGAGGUGCCCUUCUACCUGGGCUCCAACGGGGACGACUCCUUUAGCUCCAGCGGGGACCUGAGCUUGGCGGCGUCCCCUGCGCCCGCGAGCCUCGCGCAGCCCCCCCUCCCCGGCCCCCCGCCGUUCCCGCCGCCCAGCGGCAAGAACCCGGUGAUGAUCCUGAACGAGCUGCGGCCCGGGCUGAAGUACGACUUCCUGUCGGAGAGCGGGGAGAGCCACGCCAAGAGCUUCGUCAUGUCCGUGGUGGUGGACGGCCAGUUCUUCGAGGGCUCGGGCAGGAAUAAGAAGCUCGCCAAGGCCCGGGCCGCGCAGUCCGCCCUGGCGACCAUUUUUAACUUGCACUUGGACCAAACGCCGUCUCGCCAGCCCAUCCCCAGCGAGGGCCUGCAGUUGCACUUGCCGCAGGUGUUAGCCGAUGCCGUGGCCCGCCUGGUGCUGGAUAAGUUCGGCGACCUGACGGACAACUUCUCCUCUCCUCACGCUCGCAGGAAAGUUCUCGCCGGCGUCGUCAUGACAACAGGCACAGACGUGAAAGACGCCAAGGUGAUAAGUGUCUCCACGGGGACGAAGUGCAUCAACGGCGAGUACAUGAGCGACCGCGGCCUCGCGCUGAACGACUGCCAUGCGGAGAUCAUAGCACGGCGGGCCUUGCUCCGCUUCCUCUAUACACAGCUCGAGCUCUACUUCACUAACAAAGACAAUCAGAAGCGAUCCAUCUUUCAGAAGUCGGAGCGCGGAGGGCUGAAGCUGAGGGACAGCGUGCAGUUCCACCUGUACAUCAGCACGUCCCCCUGCGGGGACGCCAGGAUCUUCUCGCCGCACGAGCCCAUCCUGGAAGAACCAGCGGACAGACACCCAAACCGCAAGGCCAGAGGACAGCUGCGGACGAAAAUAGAGUCUGGCGAAGGCACGAUUCCCGUGCGAUCCAGCGCGAGCCUGCAGACGUGGGACGGGGUGCUGCAGGGCGAGAGGCUGCUCACCAUGUCCUGCAGCGACAAGAUGGCGCGGCAUCAGCAACGCGGAAGCGCGGCAGCCGGGGAAGGCGCCCAACUUCAGCGUCAACUGGACGGUGGGCGACGCGGCCAUCGAGGUCAUCAACGCCACGACAGGGAAGGACGAGCUGGGCCGUGCGUCCCGCCUGUGCUCCCUCCAGCCUGCUGCGCUCCAGGAUCGCUAAGCCCAACAUGUACCACGACUCCAAGCUGGUGGCCAAGGAGUACCAGGCCGCCAAGGCGUGUCUGUUCAAAGCGUUCAUCAAGGCGGGGCUGGGCGCCUGGGUGGAGAAGCCCACGGAGCAGGACCAGUUCUCUCUCACGCCCUGACCCGGAAUGGGGGGGGCUGCCCGCGUCCGGCGCCGUCUCCGGAGCCUCACGUCCGAACUGGGGCAGGGGUGUGGGGACGCGGGGUGCUGGGCAGGGAGGGUGUGGGGUCCAGCGUCUCCCUCUACAACAUCGUUACCCCUGGAAUGACCCAGUGACUGCUUUCCAUCUCCGUUUACGUCUAGAAAUUGAGUUCUACUGAGUAGGGCUUCCUUAAGUUUAGGAAAAUAGAAAUUACUUUGUGUGAAAUUUUUGAAUAAAUAAUUUAUUCAGAGUUAGGAACGUGGUUUAUAAAGUAAUUAGAGCAUUUAUCUGUGGAGAAGGUGAGGAAGUAGCGGUAGGAGGAGAAGCCUCGCAGCCGUGCCGCGGGCAGGUCCCCCGGAUCGCUCGGCGGGUCCUCCCAGCGCAGGAGACCCCGCAGGAGGGGGCCGGCCCUGCGCUCCCCCAAGUCCCCCACGCAGUGACGGCGUGCACCCAUGGGGGCGCAGCCCAGAUCCCCGGAACUGGAAUCACAUCAUGGAAAACGUGUGUUGGUUUACCUCUCAGUAACCAGAGAUGAGACCGGGGCAGUGAUCCUGGCCAUUCUUGUGAGGUUCUCAGCAGUGUUUGACUUUCAGGGACUAGGAGGAAGCCGUAGGGGCCAGUGCACAAAAGUCAGCCUAAAAUCCCCUCCCUAUCUCCGAAUCCCACGGAUAUGGAUGACUCCCCAGACAUCUUCACAGGAAGGAAAUAGAAUUAAGUAGAUAGACUCGUUCUUAGAAAAUGCCACUAAGGCGUAUUUUUAAAUUCUUCUUUCCAGCUUUAUCGAAGACAUGUUUGGAAGUCAGUAUUCAGGCUGGAAGCUGGUGCGGGCAUCGUCCCCACCAGGGUCUGGACGUUGACAGUCACGGCAGGGAAGGGGUGCUGCUGGUGCCCGGGGUGGCCCAGGGGCGCUGCUGCACAUCCCCCAGCACCCCGGGUGGCCCUGGGCCGAGUCAGCAGACAGGAGUACGGGCAAGGGUCCUGGGGCACCUGGACCUGAGCUCAGAGAUUUGCACCAAUUGCCUUGUUGCUUCCACUCAGGAUCAGACAGGAGCCCUGGGGAGCAUCCUGCCCCUGCUGGAUCAGGGCCGUUUACACGGAAGUGGGCAGGGGCUGCUGUGGAGGCUGUAGGCAUAGCCAGGAGACCCCGUCUCACCUUGCCAGACUGUGAAAACGCAGAACAGGAGCAGGGCGGCCACGGUCCCCUCUGCCCGGACCCCACGUGCUCAGAGCAGGAGACUUGGACCAGAAGUGCCGUGCCUGCCCCUGUCGCCAGCAGUCCCUGGAGGGCGGGGGGUGGGGCUGGCGUGCUGCAGGGACCCAGGGGUGUGGUUUGGCUCAGGGGCCUCCGCCUUCUCUCCGCUGUAGCAGGAAGGGUGUCAGCUGGUGUCGCCGCCCUCCCCAAGCAGGUGCUGCGCACAGACCAUCCGAGAGCCCUGCGUUUUUCUUCUCUCGGUAAAUGGUAUUUUUUCUAAUGGGGAUUGGGAGAUGGACUUAGUUUUUAAAAAAAUACGUGGAUUUUGAUGAAAAGUUCAGUGGAAAUGUAUUGCAUUAUACAUACAAACACUACCCAGUAUGUCUGACUUCCUCCCUCCCACUAACCACUGGGGCGAGCGCGACGUCCCCGCUCCGAGUGCGCGGCUGUCCUGUGUGCCGGUCCCGGCCGACCCCCAGCUGUGUGAGGGUCCAGGCCCACAGGUGGGUCGGGAGGGAGGAAGGGAGCCCUGUCCGCCUGGGACCCUGGGCGGCUCCCAGGUCGGACGGCGGGAGCAGAACAGAAGCAGAAACGUGAACCCCUCCAGGCACCGGGUCAGGAGACUCGGCCCUUGAAAGGGUCCCUUCCGAAGCUCAGGGUGCACCACCCGGUCUCCCCAGGUGUCACUUGGCAUACCGUGCCCUUAGUCAGGAUUCUAGAGACUUAGACAAAUUGACACAGCCAGGAACUUGGGUUUUUGAGAAAAAUCUUCAAUUUUGAGGAAGUUUUGACCAGGGGGUUGGGAGGGCUCUCUUCUGUUUUGUUCGCUAAACCUAUUAAUUCCAGGAAGACACCCGCUGUGGGCCACUAUCCUGCUAGAGGAAGGCCUGAGUCACAGUGGUGUCCCCGGCGGGGCUCUUCCCGCCGCCCGGGGUCAGCCCAGGCCGGGCGUCCCCUCUUCGCAGGUCAGAUGCCACAGAGCGCAAUUCUGAUUCUGAAUCAGAGUGUGCUUGACUCAUUUAACCAGAAACAGUUACUUUAUUUUAAAACGUACAAGCCAACAUCUCACCCGGCGCUCACUUCCCUGGGAUGUGUUUUUAUUCCCAUGACCUCCCUCCCUGCUGCCCAGACGACGGGAUCGCCGCUUCUUUGUAAAAACUGUUUCCGUGUUUCCAUGCAGUGACGCUGGGGCGAGGCCGCUCUCAGGCAGACCUGGGUGUGGCUCCGUGAAUGCUGUGGGCGAGGGCUGCACGCCCCUCCGCUUUUUCUCAAAACACAAAUAUCAGAUGUUUUUUUAUUUCUGAAACAUCUUACACCAAAAUACAGGGUCUACCCCAACCAUAAAUUCGUUCUAGCAAGAGAAGUAAAAUCGGCUGGCUUUCCCAUCCCUAAAAUCUACGAAGCUAGAGAGUCUCUCAAAAGAUUCCUCGUUAUCAAACCCACACCUAUGUACGCGGGAAGGGCAGAGUGUUUGUGACCAUGCACGUGUCCAGUGUUGUCUGUCCUUGUCCCCUGGCGUGUCCUGUGACCCCCUCUACAGCCAUGCGGCCAGUCACGUCCUUGGGGCCGGUGAGGCCACGGUCUGGCUCGAUCUGGACGCGUUGCUGUCCUCUGGAGCCGCUGUGUGCACUCGCUCACGGUGCAGGGACGAGCCCCGAGCCCCAAGAACAUGUAGCUCGGCCCCGCCGUGGGCUGAUGGGACAUCAGGAGCCGACGCCCGUCCUUCUGGACGCCACCACCAGUGUUUAAAGGCAGUCUGUGGAAUGUGUGUCAAGUGAGCCUGGAAGCAGUUUGCUUCUCCAGAUACUGGGCGAUGUGCUUUUAUUUUGUUUUAUUUUAGAAUUGGGACACUUUUCUAUGAAUGUAAUUCAGCCAAGAGCCCUGUCGCUAAGACCCAGGCCCCGGUGUCCUCUGUACGUACACUGAUGUAUAUACCACCCGUGCGACCCGCAUGAGCUUGCCCUCGCACCGAGACCAGCCGGAACCAAGCAUGAGACGCUGUCCUGUAGACAAAGGACUGGAGAUGUUCUCAAUAAAAGACACCGUGUUCCACCGCU
This is a messenger RNA of Lutra lutra (Eurasian river otter), 5417 nucleotides long. RefSeq names its product adenosine deaminase RNA specific B1 (gene ADARB1). Gene Ontology annotation, biological process: RNA processing; adenosine to inosine editing. Gene Ontology annotation, molecular function: double-stranded RNA adenosine deaminase activity; double-stranded RNA binding; tRNA-specific adenosine deaminase activity. The transcript has 9 exons. NCBI's taxonomy places the organism in Eukaryota, Metazoa, Chordata, Mammalia, Carnivora, Mustelidae. Gene Ontology annotation, cellular component: cytoplasm; nucleolus. The record is from RefSeq and is a predicted model, not a curated record. The coding region runs from base 121 to 2346 and encodes 741 amino acids.